Xyrauchen texanus (razorback sucker) is the source of this 1834-nucleotide messenger RNA. RefSeq lists its product as uncharacterized. Bases 1 to 1521 code for a protein of 506 amino acids. Lineage: Eukaryota; Metazoa; Chordata; Actinopteri; Cypriniformes; Catostomidae. The transcript has 3 exons. The record is from RefSeq and is a predicted model, not a curated record.
AUGGCAAAUCCGGCUGUCCUUCGGAUCAUUUUUGGUGACGCGUCUGACUCUAGAAAACUGCACCUACCUUAUGGAAUUCCGGCAUCAGUGGAAGAACUACAUGUGCUAAUAAAGACAUUUUUUCAAUUGAAAGAGGAUUUCCGCAUUCAAUUCAUGGAUUCUGAUUUUAAUGAGUUCAUGAAUCUAACUUCAGUGUCUGACAUUCAAAACAAAAGCACGCUGAAAAUAAUCUGUAAUCCUAUCUUGUCACCUGUGGAGCCCUGCAUCACUUUGUACACAAUAGACUCUUUUAGUGAGACCUCGGCUAACACUUGCUCAGAGCCUGAAACCCCUGUUUCGUCAAUAGCCUCAUCCUGCAGUGACGAUACGCUGUACACAUCAACACCACAUUCAUCCCCAGAAACUCGGCCCUCACGAUUGCCCUCCUGGCCAAAUGUUUUUCUAGUCCCUAAAUUCACCUAUGAAGCUGAAUUUGAACUACAACAGAAAAACACAGAGUUUGAGACCAAUGGAACAUACUUCAACCCUGGCCCAAAGCUAAAAGGGGUCAUCCUUGAUGGCCUUGCGCAAGAAAUGAUGAAAUACGCUAAGUAUCCAAAAGACUACCAGUGUGAAGAGGUAGCAGCAGCUUUGACAAGGGCUCAUCCAUGUCUGGGGCAGCUGGGAUCCAAGACAGGAUCUUGGGGAUGGAAAAAGUCGCUUAAGUAUAAAAUGCAAAACUUUCGUACGAAACUUGGCCGACUUAGACAUCCCGAAAUCCGUUUGAACUCUUUGAAACACAAACGAGAGGGUCAAGGCAAAGCUGCAGCCAACAUCAAGAAGCCUAGAAAGGCUGAAGUUAACUAUAUUCCUCUGCACCCAAAAGGCGAGACCACAGAAAGCUUGGAGAAUGAGAGAAUUGCUUUAUUGUCAGAGCUGAAAAAGCGUGACAAUGAAGUGGUGAUAAAAAAAAAAAUGGGAAAAACCUUCUCCCACAGACGACUAGAGAUUGUGGAGCAGAGGCCCCUGAUAGAAGAUUUCGUAAACAGAUGGCCUGCCUUAUUCCAGCAGAGUGAAGUAAAUGCAGAGUUUAUGAGGAUCACCACCAAGCCACUGCAGUCAAACUUCAUGUCACAGCUGGACCACUUCUCAAACAAGCUGAUGCAGAUAUUUAAGAGCAAAGGAGGAGUGAAGGGGCAGAGGAUUAAGGAAGUCCUGUCUAUCACAGAUUUGGCACCGGCGACCGAGGAUGCAGAAAGGGACCUAGCAACCACAGUCAUGGGGAUUUAUGUGAUCCGAAGUGAUGGGGAUCAGGAGCCUGAGGACGUUGGAGUUGUGAUUGAAGGCAUCAAAGUCCUGAGCAACUUGGGCAGUGUCAUCAUGGGCUUCAUAAUGCUUUUUGGGCUCAUUUAUGCCCUUGAUCUGAGUUUUCCAGACAACCUCAAAUACACCUUCGAGUUUUUCCAGAAGAUCAUAAUGAAUUUGGAUGGGCACAAGCUGAAUGCAAAGAUACAACAGUUGAAAAUCAAGCUGUUUGCAUAAGAGGACAAAACCAUUGAUGGAGGGUUUAAGACUGAGAUUACUUGGGAUUGGACAAGUGUUUACAUCCAGAAAAUUUGCCCAUUUCACCUCCAUCAUAAUUUCUUGACUCCACCUCCUCCGUACCAUUCCUCUCUACUUAUUUGACUUCAUGACUGUCGAGAGGUAUUAAAAUUGAUCUAAAAACAGCUCAAUGCGCUGUAUUUGUCUUGGAUUGUUAGUGGCCAAAUUACAACAGCUGAAAAUCAAGCUGUUUGCAUAAUAGGACAAAACCAUGUGACGAUCUCCUUUGAUGGAGGGUUUAAGACUGCGAUUA